UCAUGCGCUGCUGCGGUCCUGGCGGGUCCUACACAUUGGUCCGGUGGGGUUGGUGGGGAAAGGGUAGAAGGAGUUGUAAGCUGGGUAGUAGGAAUCAAGUAAUUAAAGAAGGAUGGCAGAGAUGGACACUGAUACGUAGGCAGGGGUACACAACCCCCGGGGCCCCCCCUUUCCCACAAUUUUUUGGGCAAUGGAGGACCAGACGAGGCAGUCAAUAGGGCAAAGCUACGAUGAAGGGAUUAUGCAGAUAAACCCAAACUUCGGUCAGGUCAUUACUGAUGAGAAAGGAAGGAGGUUCAAGGUAAACAAAUCGCUGGACGCCAUCAAGGAAAGAUGGCUGAAGGAGAGAACGGUCAUCGUGGUGUUCCAAGAGGAGGCCCGUAAUUUAACGAGAGGAGCUAAAGAAGACCUCAUUAGAGCCUAUGAGGACGGGUGGCUGGCGAGGAGGCUAGUUAAUCCGGAGGUACGAAGGGGCAGGGUCACGUUUGAAGGGGCGAAUGUUGUUUCAUAUGUAGCAAAGGCGCCGGAGGUGGCUGCAUGGAUGGUUCAGAUGGCGACAACAAAGCUGAAUCUAAGGGGCAUGGACUAUCUGGUGGUUUUCAGACCAUGGAUGACGAAGACAGACCUGAAGGAUCUCAGGUUGAAGGAGGCAGAGACUAACUUCUGGAUAGUGGCUUUGAGAGUUCCAUUAGAGGCUUUUUACUACCUAGCUUCUGCAGUGGAAGGACUAGCUGGAGAAGUAAAGCAUAUGCACCCGCCGGAGGUUGACCGCUCACGUCCAAAGCUGAUGAAUGUAAAGUUUGAUAUGGAGCCACAGGCCAGGUACCGAGUGGAGGAUAUGUUGGCGGUAGAAUCCCCAAAAGGGGAGAUCUGGAGGGUGGAGGUGGCCACUCCCUACACCGACUGGUGCCAUCGGUGCCGCUGGUAUUUUCACACAGAGGACCGCUGCCCCAGAGCACUUCAGUUAGACCGUCCACCGAGACAGUGGUCGAACUCACGGUUACCUCGUCAGAAUGGACCAGGCCAGUCACAGGAGGCCGGGGGGGCCCAGGGUGUACCAGCCCAGGGUGAGGGACCGAGACCACCGCCACGAGGGGCACCUGCCCCAGAUAAUGCAAGGUCACAUCAAGUCGCUGGUACAACAGCACUAGGUUCCCAAGGGAGAUAGGUCAGCGGGAACAAACAACAGGGAAGCCAACCUCUAGUGCAGCCAGGUCCCCCCCCACUGGCACAGGGGAGCUUUGAGGGGAGAGGAGGAGGAGUUGAAUACGGAGCUCAAGCCCCUGCACAUAUGGUCCAGCAGGGAGUAUCCCCCGGAAGUCAUCAUCCCACUUGUCCGCCUCCGAUGCCAUGCUGCGCACACACACAACCCACAAACCCUGACAAUCCUCAUUACUUGCAGAUGUAUGCAAGGGCGGUCGGCCCGUUGGGGCCUCCACCCUCCCAUUGGGGGGGGCAAUGGGACGCAGAGUUGCAGGCAAUCCAUCUGCAGUCACCGAUACAACAAAGAGCCUUGCAACAC
Messenger RNA from Chara braunii, 1522 nucleotides. Lineage: Eukaryota; Viridiplantae; Streptophyta; Charophyceae; Charales; Characeae. The record is from the annotation of a GenBank genome assembly.